AUGAAAUCUGCAGCCAUUGCCGUUCUUGCGGCUGCUCCUGCCGCUCUCGCAGCCGUUCGAGGCUUUAAUUAUGCCUCCCAGGGGCAGAACUACGACACCUUUGCUGCCCAGUUCAAGACUGCCGCUAGUCUGGAGGGUGCUAAUGACUUCAGCAGUGCAAGGCUGUACACGAUGAUUCAAGAAGGAACGACAAACACACCUAUUUCUGCUAUCAAGGCUGCAAUUGACACUAAGACUACCCUCCUUCUUGGUCUCUGGGCAUCUGUCGACCAAACCGCCUUCAACAAUGAACUUGCAGCCCUCAAGAGUGCUAUUGAAACAUACGGCUCCGACUUUGCGGAUGCAGUAAGAGGUAUCUCUGUCGGUAGCGAAGACCUCUACCGGAUCUCGGCAAUUGGUAUUGAAAACGAGAGCGGUGUUGGUCAAAGUCCCAGUGUUCUUGUGGACUACAUUGGCCAGGUUCGAAAGGCAAUCCAAGGGACAAGCCUGAGCAGUAAGCCUAUUGGUCACGUUGAUACCUGGAAUGUUUAUGUCAACGAGUCGAACUCUGGCCUAAUUUCUGCUUGCGACUUUCUCGGCUUGGAUGAAUACCCCUACUUCCAGACGACUGAUACCAACAACAUCGAGAAUGGCGGCGAACUAUUUUUUGAGGCAUAUGACAAAGUCGCUGAAUACGCAGGUGGUAAGCCCAUCUGGAUCACUGAAGCCGGAUGGCCAACCUCUGGCAAGACAUCAAAUCUGGCGAUCGCGUCCGUUGACAAUGCCGAAACCUUCUGGCAGGAUGUGUCGUGCGAGUUGCAACGUCGAGAUAUUGACUUCUGGUGGUACAUUCUUGCCGACAGUGGUGCAUCACCUUCCUUUGGCGUGAGCGAGAACGGCAAACCCUUGUACGACCUCACUUGCAAAGAACCCUCGAAAUCAAACUCGACCUCAACCAGCUCUGGCUCAUCCAACUCUACGGCAACAGGCUCGCAUGGCUCCAGCGGUACUUCGGGUGCAUCAACAUCGCACAGCGGUGGUGCUACAGCCACUGGAUCCAGCCCGGGGGGUACCAAUGCUGCGGCCACGAGUCCAGGUGCUGGUUCGACCUUCGCUACUGCGACGCAAAAUGGUGCAUCCAGCACCUCUUCGUCUGGGGCUGGCAGUACAUUCACCGCUGGUGCCUCUCACAUGUCUAGCUCAGUGAUGGGAGCUGCUGCAGGUGUCAUUUUAGCAUUCUUGGCCCUCUAG
This is a messenger RNA of Exophiala bonariae, 1230 nucleotides long. RefSeq lists its product as uncharacterized. The transcript is spliced from 2 exons. Gene Ontology annotation, cellular component: fungal-type cell wall; cell surface; extracellular region. NCBI's taxonomy places the organism in Eukaryota, Fungi, Ascomycota, Eurotiomycetes, Chaetothyriales, Herpotrichiellaceae. Gene Ontology annotation, molecular function: glucan endo-1,3-beta-D-glucosidase activity. Gene Ontology annotation, biological process: cell wall organization; carbohydrate metabolic process. Bases 1 to 1230 code for a protein of 409 amino acids. The record is from RefSeq and is a predicted model, not a curated record.